Messenger RNA from Entrophospora candida, 894 nucleotides. The record is from the annotation of a GenBank genome assembly. NCBI's taxonomy places the organism in Eukaryota, Fungi, Glomeromycota, Glomeromycetes, Entrophosporales, Entrophosporaceae.
AUGGCCACCACCUCAUUAUUUCCAACUCCAGUUCCUAGACGAAAAUAUCCUGUAGAAUUUAAAGCUGGAAUUCUUAAACGUGAUGGUGAAACUAACUGGUUAAAGCCAGAUGAGAGAAAAGGAUUAAUUUAUAUGGAUCAGACUGAAGAUGGAUUGAUGCAUUUUUAUUGGAAAGAUAGAAAGUCCACAAAUGCGGAAACAGAUUUGAUAAUUUUUCAGGAUGAAGCAGAAUUUAUCCGAGUCGAGCAAUGUACAACUGAUUUGACUAGUUUUGGAAUGGAUCAAGAACAAUUGUUUCAAUUACUUCAAAGUCACGGAACUUCUACAAAUACACCUGCUAGUGAACCGCUAUCAGCCACUACUGGUACAACUGAAACAGGUGCCGGAAGAUCAAGUACCGCUACCAAUACAGGUGCAAGCACUACGAGAACUGCUGCUGCUAUUGCUGAUUCAUCAGCUUUUUCAGAGGAACAAUUGGGUAGCUUGCGAGAUAUUUUGGCUAAUAUACAGGUUCCACAAGAUGAAAGUGGCGAAAAUAGAAGUCGAGAUAUCAGUCUCGCAGAUGUUCUUAAGCCUGAUGCUCUUAGACCAAUAUUUAGUAAUCCUGAAAUAGCAUCAGCUGUGUUUCCUCAUCUUCCUCCAAAUAUUGAUCCAACAACCGAGGAAUUAAUGGAAGUGAUUCAUAGUCCACAAUUUCAUCAGUCACUAGCAUCAUUAACUUAUGCUUUGCAGUCUGGUCAAUUGGGCCCUCUCUUAUCUCAACUUGGUAUAGAUCCUGCUAGUAACAGCGUCGAAUCAUUCCUUCGCGCUAUUGAAGAACAAGCCAGAAGAGAAGAACGACACGACGAUGGUAAUCUUGACGAUCAAAAUCCUGACAGAAUGGAUGAAGAUUAA